Messenger RNA from Penicillium antarcticum, 1506 nucleotides. RefSeq lists its product as uncharacterized. Lineage: Eukaryota; Fungi; Ascomycota; Eurotiomycetes; Eurotiales; Aspergillaceae. Gene Ontology annotation, molecular function: protein binding. The transcript is spliced from 4 exons. The record is from RefSeq and is a predicted model, not a curated record. Bases 1 to 1506 code for a protein of 501 amino acids.
AUGCCCAAGCACAAGUCUUUCCUCAAGGAGACAAAGUCCAAGAAGAAGUCCGCUUCGAAGCAGGCUCCAGUGACGGCCGAUGAUUACCUUGCUGCGGGCGUCGAGCUAGAAGAAGCAGGCGAGAAAUGGCGAGCCGGCGAUGCAGCCAAAUCCAUGCGAUUUUUCAUGCGAGCUAUCACAAACUACGACGAAGGACUGCAGAAACACCCCGGGACAUUCGAUCUAGCCUAUAACAAAGCCCGAGUCCAAUACGAAAUCACCCAACAUCCCAAGCUAGCAGCACAACUCCCAGCCCCACAGGGAGAGAUUCUGCAGGUGGCACUGCAGUCGCACCGGGAGGCGCUGGUCCUGGAACAGGACAAUGCUGACGUGUUGUUCAAUUCGGGCCAGGUGCUGACGAGUCUAGCGGAGUCGAUAUCGAACUCUAAGCACCCUAGUGAUGAGCAGCUUAUGCAGGCUGGCACUUAUUUGCAAGAGGCCAUUGAGUUGUUCCAGCGGUGUUUGAUGGUGCAGGAGAUGAAGUAUACCGAGAGGCAGGAGGAGAUUGAGGCGAUGGAGUCUGGGGUUAUGCCGCCCCAGGCGCCGGAGCCCGUGGAGCAGACGCAACCGCAAGCCGAGGCUGCUGGUGAGGAGCCGGAGCAGGAACAGGAGCAGUGGGCUAUGAUUGUUGAGCCCAUCACGAAGAAUACCCUGGUUGAUACUGCCGUGGCGCAAUUGGAGACCUUGACCACGUUGUGCAACUUGUUGACAUUCAACCCGGGUGCCGGUGGUGUUGGCUGGGUGCAGGAGUAUUCAUCAGAGCUGGUGGAGUCGCGGCUCCCUGCCUAUGCCGAGGGCUCGGACAGGCAGUAUGAGGCGGGUUUGGCGCGGGCCAAAUUCAUUUGUGCAUUGAACGAGCUUCUGUACCGUGGUGGACACACCGAUAUCCAAACAUACCAGCAGGAGGUUGGGCAGGUGUUUGGGCCGGACCUGGUCGUCUCCGCGGACCCUGAAGGACUUUGCGCUAAAGCGGAUGCGCUUACAUCACUCAAUGCAUCGCUCAACGACAUUCCCCCAUCUGAGGAUGAUGAGGCAUUCGAGAACGCAGUGGCAGUCCGGUGGAAAUCGCUCUCGACAGCCUUGGAAGCUUUGACAGUUGCAUCCAAACACCCAGACGCCGACAACCUGCCCAAAAUCCACAUUGGACGGGGAGACGUGGAGAUGCAUCGCUGGCGACUGGGUCGCGCUCCUUGGAACCAUGCCAUGGCAAAACAGAAUGGCGCCAUGCUCCUGCGCAAUGCGCAAACAUACUACCGCGGCGCAGCUGCAUUAGCCCGCCGCGACGGAGCCACCGACGAAGAAAGGGACGGAUCAUGCAAGGAAGCAAUUGCCGCAGCACUGGAAGGUCAGGAUACCAAGCUCGAGCAGCUCAAAAGAACCGUCCUCCAGCAACUGGUCGCCGUAGCACAAGAUAUGGUGGAAGACGGAAUGGUGGACGGAAGAGAAUUGAGUGCGCUGAUCUCAUGA